Desarmillaria tabescens is the source of this 463-nucleotide messenger RNA. RefSeq lists its product as uncharacterized. Bases 116 to 319 code for a protein of 67 amino acids. NCBI's taxonomy places the organism in Eukaryota, Fungi, Basidiomycota, Agaricomycetes, Agaricales, Physalacriaceae. The record is from RefSeq and is a predicted model, not a curated record. The transcript has a single exon.
CUUUCCUCUCCCACGUUGUCGCGAUCAUUUCUUCCAUCCCUCAUUGUUGCUAUGCUUUCAAUUUCUAUGCCAUCGAUUCUCGAUCCUAUUUAUAUUUCUGGCGAUCGAUUAGUAUAUGCGUUUCGCUGUUUGUUUGUUUCCUCCCCACUCGGAUCUUCUCUCACCAAUCGUCACGACCUUUAAUGUCUUGGGUUUCAUAUUUACCAGUCCCGAUGUCGUUUCCGUUGUGCUACGUUUCAUCUUCUCUUUGUGUCUGUCAUCAGCUCUAUAUCACUAUCUUUUUUUUUUUGGCCUAUGUCCCAUAUCUAUUACGCUCUAGCUCGUUGUACAUCCGUCUCUAUCGUUGAAUUGAAUUAACAUUAGAUCAAACAUCACCGACAGGUGUAUUCACGAACCUGGGAUAGACCAUUAAUAACAAGCCCACUGGUAAAGAUAUACGGACCACAUAAUCUUCGUUCCAGCA